AUGAUGGCUAAGAAGCCCCCAAAACCAGCCCCUCGCAGGAUCUUCCAAGAAAGGUCAAAGAUUACUGCUCUACCCUUGUACUUUGAAGGUUUUUUAUUAGUCAAGCGGUCAGAAUACCAGGAUUAUAAACAUUACUGGACAGAGCUGAGAGGAACUACACUUUUCUUUUAUAACGACAAAAAAAGUACAACAUAUGUUGACAAGUUAGACAUAAUAGACCUCACACGCCUUACUGACCAGAAUUCAACUGAAAAGAAUUGUGCAAAAUUCACCCUUGUUUUGCCAAAAGAGGAAGUGCAAUUGAAGACAGAGAGCACAGAAAGUGGGGAAGAAUGGAGAGGCUUCAUUCUCACAAUAACAGAGCUGUCAGUUCCUCUACAUAUGUCACUCCUUCCUGGACAAGUAAUUAGACUGCAUGAAGUCUUAGAGAGAGAAAAGAAAAGGAGGAUUGAGACAGAGUGGACACCGAGUUCAUUUCCGGAAAAAGGGAAGGAACCAAUUGAAGAUUAUGUGGAUGUAUUGAACCCUAUGCCAGCAUGUUUUUAUACAGUGUCCCGGAAGGAAGCAACAGAGAUGCUUGAGAAGAACCCUUCCUUGGGAAAUAUGAUCCUGAGGCCUGGUAGUGACAGCAGAAACUAUUCUAUCACCAUCCGGCAGGAGACAGCCCUGCCAAGAAUCAAGCACUACAAAGUGAUGAGUGUAGGAAAAAACUACACUAUUGAAUUGGAAAAACCUGUAACACUCCCAAAUCUUUUCAGCGUCAUUGAUUAUUUCAUGAAGGAGACUCGAGGAAAUUUACGACCAUUUAUAUAUUCAACUGAUGAAACCCUUGGCCUAGAACCCACCACAGAAGGGAGAAGAGAGAGGUUGAAGAAAAAUCUACAUAUUGCAUAA
This is a messenger RNA of Mesoplodon densirostris (Blainville's beaked whale), 894 nucleotides long. RefSeq names its product signal transducing adaptor family member 1 (gene STAP1). Gene Ontology annotation, biological process: positive regulation of B cell receptor signaling pathway; cell surface receptor protein tyrosine kinase signaling pathway. Bases 1 to 894 code for a protein of 297 amino acids. NCBI's taxonomy places the organism in Eukaryota, Metazoa, Chordata, Mammalia, Artiodactyla, Ziphiidae. The record is from RefSeq and is a predicted model, not a curated record. The transcript is spliced from 9 exons. Gene Ontology annotation, molecular function: protein kinase binding; signaling adaptor activity.